Molecule: messenger RNA, 1491 nt
Organism: Cyphellophora europaea CBS 101466
Lineage: Eukaryota; Fungi; Ascomycota; Eurotiomycetes; Chaetothyriales; Cyphellophoraceae
Exons: 2
Coding region: 1-1491 (496 amino acids)
Molecular function (GO): succinate-semialdehyde dehydrogenase (NAD+) activity
Source: RefSeq, a predicted model, not a curated record
AUGACUGAUCACGUUAAUGGCAACCCAGUCAAAAACGGGGUGUCUGGCGGAAGCUGCCCCAAAGAUAUUCCGAUGAUUAUUGGUGGUAAGGAUAUCAUGGGCUCUGAAACAUUUUCAGUAUGCAAUCCUGUCACUAAUGAGACAAUCUGGAAUGCAAGCGGAGCUUCUAUUACAGAAGCUGUCUCUGCAGUUGAAACUGCGCAGGCUGCUCUUCCGGUUUGGGCGAAAGUCAAACCACCAGCUCGCCGCGACAUCUUUCUCAAGGCAGCUGAACUAUUUGCACAACGCAAGUCAGACCUAGCAAAAUAUCAAGCACAGGAGACAGGAGCAGAUCCGAACUUUGUCGAGUGGAUCCUGAACCUAACUGUUGAUAAUCUCAAAGAGGUGGCCGGGAAAUGUUCUGCCACAGGCGGGAGUGUUGCGUUCUCAACUUUCGAAGGAAGAGAGGCACUUUAUCUGAAAGAGCCGUAUGGCGUGAUUCUUGGAAUUGCUCCAUGGAACGCUCCGUUUCCUCUCGGAUGUCGUGCUUUCUCGUACGCUCUGGCGGCAGGAAACACUUGUAUCUUAAAAGGUUCAGAGCUCUCCCCGCGUUGUUACUAUGCAAUUGUCGAUAUCUUCCGCGACGCGGGUCUUCCUGAUGGUUGCCUAAACUUGGUUUUCCACCGUCCCCAAGACGCAGCAGAGGUCACCAACACACUCAUCGCACACCCGCUGGUGAAGAAAAUCAAUUUUACUGGCAGUACAGCGGUCGGAGCCAUUAUAUCCGCAACUGCUGGACGGCACCUGAAGCCUAUCAUCACUGAACUUGGUGGAAAGGCGAGUGCGAUCAUCCUCAAAGACGCAAAUAUCAGAAAAGCAGCAGAUGCGUGUGCAGUUGGCGCGUUUCUCCACGCCGGUCAAGUCUGCAUGGCGACAGAGCGAAUCAUCGUUCACACAUCUAUCGCUGAUUCCUUUAUUGAGGCAUUCAAGGAAUCCACCACAGCUCAAUUUGGAGACGAGAGCCGGCCACAGGUCUUUGUGACGUGUGCAGGAGCGAAUAAAACUAAGUCCUUGGUCAAAUCUGCCCUUGAACACGGUGCCAAAGUUAUAUAUGGGGAUCCUCAAGAGUCUAUCACCCCAGACCUGGCUUCGACCACUAUGAAACCAAUUAUCCUUACUGAUGUGAAGAAAGGAUCAAAGCUAUAUGAGAAUGAGAGUUUUGGGCCUAGUGUCGCACUGUACACGUUUGGAACUGAGGAAGAGGCUUUGCAAAUCGCCAACGACACGGACUAUGGCCUGUCAGGGUCAAUAUUUACUGAGAACAUGGCUGCUGGGUUUCGUGUGGCUAAAGGUUACGAGUGUGGUGCGGUCCACAUCAAUUCUAUGACAAUACACGAUGAGUCGAACUUACCGCACGGUGGUGCGAAGAAGAGCGGAUCGGGGAAGUUUACUGGUCAGCCGGGCCUGGAAGAGUGGUUGCGAGGCAAGAUUGUCACUUAUGACGAGGUUUGA